Molecule: messenger RNA, 2681 nt
Organism: Drosophila teissieri
Lineage: Eukaryota; Metazoa; Arthropoda; Insecta; Diptera; Drosophilidae
Gene: Paip1
Product: polyadenylate-binding protein-interacting protein 1
Exons: 4
Coding region: 253-1944 (563 amino acids)
Biological process (GO): regulation of translational initiation
Molecular function (GO): RNA binding; translation activator activity; protein binding
Source: RefSeq, a predicted model, not a curated record
UGCCGCCGAAGACAACAAAGGUAUUCUCCGCCAGGUAAUUUUCCGCUAGCCACUUGCGACCACACCGACGGUGAAAAGGCGAAAUAAUUAAUUUUAACAAAUUGCCGCAGUGCGAAUAAAAGCCAGCAAAUUCGGAGCAGCGCAGCAGACGCAGACGAGAAAGUGACGACGCAGCAAAACGAAGCAACAAAAACGAAAAUCGGCGACGUACACAUUCAACUUGAACAGAAUUAAGUUUUCAAGUCCAACGCAAUGUCAUGCCGCGCCCCCUUCCAGCCCGACGAUCAGUAUGAGCAGCUGCGCCGGCCGAAUGUCGGCGGAAACGGCGGAGUGGCCAUGCCGGGACUGGAGCAGCAGGCGCAUCUCUUUGGGGAGUACGCUGGUGCCCAGGCCUACGGGCAAGUUGUUGGGAAUUUCCCUGUGCAGGCCAUGCAAGCCCAGCAGAAUCUGUCCGAUGCGUCCAAUCUGUCGGCCACGGCGACCAUUUUCAUCCCUCGACAAGCUGCUCCCCCGCAGCAGCAGUCACGACAUCAGCAAUACCAGCAGGCUGGUGGAGCCGGCUCCGGUGGAGGAGCUCCCUAUGGCCAACAGCCGCGCUAUAUGAAUGGCUUUAAACAUCACCAUCAGCAGCAGCAGCACCACCAACAGCCGCACUACAACCAUCACCACAAUCAUCAGCAGAAGUUCAACAACGAUAUGCAGAAGCUAACGAAUUCCGUGCAGAAUCGCCUGCACCUGAAUAGCCAGCAAGGCUCAGCCGGCAACUACUAUCAGCAGCAGCAGGUACACCAAAACACACACCACCACCAACAACACCAGCAGCAGCAUCAGCCACACAACCAACACGCCAAGUUCCAACGGCAUACCCACUUGAAUAACUCAUUCCAACAAAUCGCACAGCAAACACAGCACCACCAGCAGCAGCCGCACCACCAGCAGCACAACCACCAGCAGCAGCAGUAUUUCCAGAACCAGAACCAACAAAAGCAACAACCGCAGCCAUCCACUUCGUCUGCGGCGGCCUCCUCGUCGUCCUCGAACUCUUCGCAGCCGGACAUGGCCACCAUAGCACUGGAGUAUCUCGAUACAGUCAUACAUUGCCUUAACCAGAAUCCGGGCCAAUUUGAUACGAUUGCAUCACGCUUCCUGACUAUUUUCGAUGGCAUGGAGAACAAUCAAUUCGUGCUCUCCAUCGCCAUGGAGGACAUCUUUGAGAAGUCGAUCGAGCAGCCGAACUUCCGGUACAUGGGCGCCAAGCUGUACAACCUGCUGCACAUGCUCAACUCGAAGCCGGACUCGCUGUUCCACACGCUGCUCAAGUGCAAGCUGGACUACCACCAGGAGGAAGUGACCAAGUACAUGCGCUCCAACGAGCAGCAGAAGGUUCGCGAGACUGCGCUCUUUCUGGCCGAGCUGUACAUGCAGUUGCGCGGCGACGACGACUCGCGCAUCCAGUUGAUCGCUGUGAAUAUUGUAUAUUCGCUAAGUAAGCUGCUGGCCAGCGAGAGCAACGAGAACGUUCGCUGUCUGUGCCAGACUCUCAAGCUGGCUGGCUAUGAUCUGACGGCCGAUUGCCCCAAGGACAUACAGGAGAUCAUCACGGCCCUGCAGGCGAUCGAGCUGAAGUCGCCGGGCAAAUACCCCAUGGCGGCCAGUGUAAUUUCACUGCAGCAGAACAACUGGGGCAGGAAGGUGUCGAACGCUUUGGGUGACGAUGAAGAUACAGUGAAGGAGCCGCUGCGCCUGAGCGAUGAGCCCGUCUUCUACGGACCCGAUGGCCGCGAAUUGACUGCCGAAGAGACCGACUUCCUCGCCGCCGGGGAUAAUGAUGGUGAUGAUGACUUCGAUGGGGAUGGUGCCGACCUGGAAAUGGACGCCGAGAUGGAUGAGGAAACCGAACGGGCCUACAAGGAGUUCUGUAAGCAGGGCAAACAGAAGACCUAGACGACUGUGGAGAACUGUGUGGCAUUGGACGGAUUCAUGAGGGCGUGGUCGUUGGCAGGAUAUAGCUUAGGGUAUAGGAGGGGGAUGGUGGAGAGCGUAGGAGUGGAGCAUUUCCAACAAAUUCUCGGUUGUAGAAUCGAUGAUUGCAGUUGCUUGGUUCAGAACCAAUUGUGAUUAUCUUUUAAAUUAUUGAUAGCAAAUUGUUUGUGAUAUCUUCGUGUUUCAUGCACCUAUCAUGAUAUGACAUGUGUUAAUGACUUUGUUCGAACGCUUUUUGUGUGAUACGCCCGUUUUGUAUCUGUAUCUCUGAUAACUAACUCUCUGCCAUGAUAGCCAGUUCAUUCAUCAGUUUGUACUUUUUAACUCUCAGUUUUGAAUAAUCGCGAAGCCAGGAUUUCGACCGUAAACGGUAAAGAUAAAAAUAUAUAUAAUUAUAGCCACUGCCACGCCGAUGUGAACCGCUAAUACACACACACGCAGCUGCACUCAAAGACUCGUACUCAUAUGCGCACCCACACACUUGCAUGGCACAUAUGCAGACUCAUAAACGGCAGAAAAAAAACAAAACCGCAAAUUUCACAUUCAAUUAAACGACAUUCUCUUGAUCAUACAAAUCGAAAAACGAAAGAAAAAAAAAACAGCAGCAGCCACGCCUAAUUUUUAAAUAAUUGUAAUUAAUGUUAACGAAUCCAUGAUUUAAUUAUAAAUAAAAUUUAUCGAAUUGCGUUUAAAACAAA